Messenger RNA from Scomber scombrus (Atlantic mackerel), 3005 nucleotides. RefSeq names its product coiled-coil domain 40 molecular ruler complex subunit (gene ccdc40). The transcript is spliced from 18 exons. Gene Ontology annotation, biological process: heart looping; epithelial cilium movement involved in determination of left/right asymmetry; axoneme assembly. The record is from RefSeq and is a predicted model, not a curated record. Gene Ontology annotation, cellular component: cytoplasm; cilium. The coding region runs from base 1 to 2943 and encodes 980 amino acids. NCBI's taxonomy places the organism in Eukaryota, Metazoa, Chordata, Actinopteri, Scombriformes, Scombridae.
AUGCAGAGCCCUGGAGGAGAGGGACGAGGGGAAGAAACCCUCAGUCCAGAAGGGAGAGACAGCGAGCAGCAGGAUGGAGAAGACAAAGCAGCAGAGGACUGUGGAGUCAAUGUGCCACCUGCUACAGAGGGUGGCUCACAGGAUCAGUCAGGACCAGAGCCUGAUGACCCGGUUCCUCAGUAUCACCCUGAACUCACCAGUGCUGAUGAAGACCCCACUGCAGAUAGACAUUUAGAGCAAGAAAAUCUUGCCCAGGUUUUGUUCACACCCCCUCUAUCAAACCUUAACACACCAGAGCCCAUGGAGGAUCAGGAGCAGCUGAUGGAGGAUGAAGAUGAUGAGGAGGAGUUUAUCGUUCUUGAUGCUGAUCAUCCUCUGGUUAGAAGACAACAAGCUGCUCUGACCAGCCAGCUCAGCAAGCAACUGGAGAGGCUCAACCUGGGAAUAAGAGAAAAGCUGGUGAAAGAGAAGACAGACACCAGCAUCAUACAGGAUAUAUGUUUAGAGAUGUUUGGGGUUCAGGAGCAGCUGGUCAAACUACAGACCAGGCUAGACGACCGUAAUCAGAACAAGGCCCAGGCUGAAGCCAGACACCAACAGGCACAGGAUCAGCUGGAGGCAAUGAAGAGCGAGUAUUCCAGUAAUACCAACCAGGAGAGUAAAGCCAGAACCUAUGUGUCCCAGCUACAGGUGGAGAUAGACAACCUGGCGCUGCACCUCAUCUUCACACAGGGAGUCAGUGAAGAGCUGCACUCUAACGUCAAAUCCAUGAAAAAUGCCACACGCAAAGCUGGAGCUGAGAAAACACAGGCUGAAGAACAGAAACUCAAACAGGAUAUGUAUGUGGAUCGUUUAACGAAGGAUAUGGAGAGACUGACACAGCAGAUAGCCAUUUAUGAGGCCCAGACCAGUGCCCAAGCAGAGGAGACACAGGCAGCCAAAGAGGCCUUCUCUGAGGCCGAGAUGGAAAUGGAGUCUCUGCUCAUGGCGCGUAAACAGCUGCUGCAGCAGUGGAACAGCAGUCUGGUGGGGAUGAGGAGACGAGACGAGGCCUUCAGCGCCAUGCAGGAGGCCGUACGCAUGGUCGAGCAUCAGGUGAUUCUACUGGACAGAGAGAUGGAAGGCUACAAGAAAUUCAUCACCGAGGAGCAGGAGCAAAACGAGACGCUGACGAUGCAGCUGAACUGGUCCCAGAUGGAUGUUGCCACCUCCAAAAAGUUCAUCAGUCAGAAGCAGACCCAGCAAGAAGCUCUGCAGGCCCACUACAGCACCUGCCUCCGCACUCUGCGGGAGACAGAGCGCACCCUCGCCAGGCUCACGAAGGAAACCACUACCCACCAGACUGAAGCGAACGAUCAAAGGAGGCAGAUAGAGAAAGAAAGUGCUGUGCGUCUGGCUUUAGAGGACAAGAUAAUGACUCACAUACAGCAGAAACUCACCCAUAACAUGGCUGCCAAGUACUCUCAACGGCUCACCGACAAGAUAGUCACACUCAAGAAGGACAAGAUCUCUCAGCUGUGGCAGCUGGAGAGCGAGAUAGUGGCUGUGCGCCUGGAGAGCAGCAUGAUAAGUCAGCAUCUGGACAGCCUGGCCUUCACUCAGGAAGCGGUAGACGAUGAGAUCUCAAAGUACAACAAGUUGCUCUCGUCCAACCAGGCUAAGAUGUCUUCCUUUCUUAUACUCAUUGGACAAAAGCAGACCACCAUCACCAACUUCACCAAAAGGAUCUAUCAAAUCGUGGCCAGCACUGGGCAUGAAGAUCUCAGUCCCCUGCAAAUCCAGGCAGACGCAUUAACGGAUCAGCUUGAGGAGCUUGCAGCGGAUAUAAAGAGUAAACAGCAGCUCUGGAUGAAACGGCAGGGGAUACUGGUAGGAAUGACCCAGGAGAUACAGGCCAACAGAAAGGACAUGUUCAAACUGCAGACAGAGUACACCAGCAUGCAGCAGAAGAAAAUUCGUCUGGAGAGUCAGAUUGAAGUACAGCACCGUGAGGAGUCGGAGCUGGAGAAGAACACAAAGAUAAUUAAAGAAGACCUGGUGAAGCUCAACACCCUGCUGAGCAAGAACGGACAGCUGAGCCAGGCCCUGGAGCAGGACAACGCACUGACGGAAACAGACUUCCUUCACAGACUGAAGGAGGCAGAGCGGGAGUCCAUAGAGAUGCAGAUGAAACAGGAGAAGACCCAGGAAGAAAAAGAGAGACUCCUCAACAGUUUGGUGGAGGCUGAGCGGCAGAUCAUGCUAUGGGAGAAGAAGACACAGCUUGUAAAAGAGACCCGGUCAGCUGUGGACUCUGGUGUGGGAGACAUGCAGAUGAUGAAGACUGAGAUACACCGUAUGGAGGUGAGACUCAGCCAGCUGAUGAAGCAGCAGGAGCGGCUGCUGAGGGAGAGUGAAGACACAGUGGCGAGGAGGGAGACCAUUGUGUUUCGCAAGGAGGCCAUGGCUCACAGCUCUAACAAACAGACCACAAAGGCCGAGCUGAUCCGCAUCACCCAGGGCCUGCAGCGCAAGAUCCAGGAAACACACAAGCAUGCUAUAGAGUGUGAGCGAGUGAUAAGAGACCUACAGAAGAGCCAGGUGAGUCUGAGUGACAGGCUUGCACAGCAGAAGCAGCAGCUGAUAGAACUGGGAGGUAAAAACUGCCUCCUUGACCCUGACUUCGUAAAUCUUCAAGACACCAAAGACAGGAACCUUUCACACCUGGUGGCACUGCAGAGCAAGACCAAGAAGCUGCAGGGGGUGUGUGAGGGUAGCUACCAAGCCUCAUCUACCAGCGAGUCCGUGGGAGCCGCUCUGCAGAACCAGACGGAGCGUGUGCACGCCGUCGACACUAUUUUGCAUCGCACGUGUGAGGAGUUCCCUCAGCACCAGGGGGCGUUCCGCAAGCUGUUGCUAGCGCUGGCAGUACGCACACAGGCCCUGGAGCAGGAGACGUCCUGAGAUUGAGGGGAAGAUUUAGACAUGGCAGUGAGUACAGGACACGUGCAGAGGGAGGGAAAGUG